AUGCUGCCUGCCAUCGUCUGGAUGGCUCUGGGCAUUCAGAUCUACGCUCUUGGUGCCAUUCAUGGCGGAUCAAUGGCUGGGAAUAUUAGCUAUACUGCCCGUCUCAACACUGCCGCAGUGUCGAACUACAGAUCUGCAAUGGUCCAAGGAAUCACGACGAAAACGCUCAGCAAUUUUGGUGGCUACAGACAAUCGCUCGUAGGAGAUGAGGCUGACACGUCUCCUACUCAGGGUUUCGAUGGAAAAGCUACGGUAUUGACGUCUCCAUCUAAUGCGCAGAGAGUGAGGUCUAGCGACGCCAGCUUUUUGACCGCAUCAAGCUUCCUGUCUUCGAGAACAUUUGCCUCGGCGAACUCCGAAACCCGAACCGAGCCAGAGACCACCGCAAAGUCUCUGAGCCCCGCCAUUAAGCAAAGCACCUGGGCUGCCGUUUCACGCCUUUCUAACCCAAUCUCUACAGGGUCCGCCGAUAAACCUUGGAUCCUGGAGACCUCGGUAAUGACACACCAAAUAACUAUCACCAAAACCAUGGCACAGGCUGGAACAGCGUCAGUUGACUCGACGCCACCGGAUUCAACAGCCGAGACCCAUUCAACCCCAGUCCUAUGGUCCAGACCAACGCCAGUUGUGUCAACAAGCAUGGACUUCACUGCUCCCGCGAUCGUGACUGUGACGCAGUACACGUCAACAUCAUCUAGAUCCUCGGCGUCUGGAUCUCACUACAGCGUUGUCUCUUUGGAAAGUCUCCAAGCAGCCACUUCAGUGAUACAAACGAGUCGCAGCUCGAUACGGAAAACGGCAACCUCAUCAUACAAUUCCGUGCUAUUGUUGUCAUCAACACGUCCACUUCACUCGUCGAGUUGGUCUUCUUUCGUGACAAAGAUUGACUCCAGCUUGUCGCUCUCCAGCAACAUUCCAUUACUGCCUGCCUCGAGACAGACCGGUGCUCGGUUUUCUGAAGCUGCUGUAAAAACUUCCGGUGCCGGACCAAGUAAAGGCACACCAACGAUCGACCGAAUCCCCACGUACUCACCCUUCAUGCACACGAGCGCAGCCGUCAUUCUGCCUGAUCCAGCCAAAUUCCGUUCGUCGAUGAUACACGAGAACAUGAACAUUCCAAUUCACACGGCGACGUCAAGUGAUUCAACUGCUGCGCCCGUCACUCAGGCACCAACAUCUGACGUCACAACUUCGUUCGGGCCACACCCGGACUCUGGAAGCUCCGGAUGGACUCGUCAAACCACAUCCAACGCUUUCGGGUUGACCAACUUUGCGACUGCAACAUCAGACGGCCAAAGCUCUGUAGGUAGUGGGGAAUUCUGGACUAGUACGGUAACUUCCACGGCCAGUGUCAUUGUGCCCAAUCACGACCCUUUCACGGCCAACGCCGAUGCCGUGAGCACGGAAAAGCAGAAGAAGACCACCGUUGGUGUUACCGUCGGUGCUGUUACCACUGGCAUGGCGUUCAUCGUUAUCGUUUUCUGUUUUGCUAGCCGGCGCAGACGUCGAGCAUACUCAUUUAGGCGUGCCGCUUCGGAUUCCGGCAGCGAGAAUACGCUUGACUUUCGAUGCGCCGGCCUGGGAGCCGCUACACAACUGAGCGAGACACAAAAGUUGCAUUAA
This is a messenger RNA of Exophiala oligosperma, 1623 nucleotides long. RefSeq lists its product as uncharacterized. The transcript has a single exon. The coding region runs from base 1 to 1623 and encodes 540 amino acids. Lineage: Eukaryota; Fungi; Ascomycota; Eurotiomycetes; Chaetothyriales; Herpotrichiellaceae. The record is from RefSeq and is a predicted model, not a curated record.